AUUGGCAUUUAUUCUUUUUCCAUUUUCCUUUAUAAAUUGGAAAAUCAACCUUGGGACCCACACAGUGGGGAAUCAAUUAUCUCAAAUUAACCUUGAGCUCAGCUUAGCUCCCACAAAAGCAGUAUAAAUAACGGCUUCAAGCAACAGUCACUCCGAAAGCCUCCUUUUUCGAUUAGGGUUCCGAUUCUAAUCGCCUGAAUACCUAAUCGGAAAAGGAAGCAAAGCAUGGUCGAAUCUAAUCUCCGAAACCCUCUCGCUCUGAAUCCGAUCAAAUUCGUGUGCAGCUACGGCGGCCGCAUCCUCCCCCGGUACCCCGACGCCAAGCUCCGUUACCACGGCGGCGAAACCCGCGUCCUCUCCGUCGACCGCUCCAUUUCAUUCUCCGAGCUGGUUGUGAAGCUGGCCGAGAUGUGUGGCGCCUCCGUGAAUCUGAGGUGCCAAUUGCCUACGGAGGACCUGGACGCGCUCGUGUCGGUCACGUCCGACGAGGAUCUGGCGAAUCUGAUCGAGGAGUACCACCGCGCCUCGGCGCCGCCGAAGAUCAGGGCAUUCCUCUCCGCCCGGAAAUCGCCAUCGCCGCCGUCCUCCGCCUCGUCCUCCUCCUCCAGCAGCAGCGGCUCGGAGUCGCCCAAAUCGCUGCUCCGCUCCGGCCGGUGCGUCUGCCACGCUUCGAGGCCGCCGGUGCACCCUAACGCCGGCGAGAAGGCCGCCGGGAAAGUUCCCAUUAAGUAUGGUUACCAAUUUCAGUACCACCGGCACGGCCAUGGCAGCGGCGGCCGCCGCCCUGUUUAUGUGAUCCACAACGGCGGCCACUGGCAAUAGCAGGAAAUAACUGCGGUGAAAAGUGGAUUUGGGGAUGGAUUAUAUAUUUUUGGGGAAAUACAGAAAUACACAACAUUGAUAAUAUCUUAUAGUACAUCUUAUACUUAUGGACAAAAGAAAAAAGAAGACAAUUUUGAGGAAGAAAGAUAUAUAUAUUAUAUUUAAUAAUUAUAUAUAUACACAUAUGUAAAAAUAUGCUCUUUAAGAUGCUUCUGGAACUCUGUAUAUAUAUGAUUAAGAAUGAAUACAUUUUUAUUUCAUCCAUACAAAAUUAAUGAAAUGGUUGAGUAUGCUCAAAUGUGACUGUCAUGAAUUGUGAUUGGUGAGCCUUCAAUUUUAUUUUAUUUUUCUCCCCCUUCUUUUAUAUAUAGUGAUCAUAUUAUUUUUAUGGCCCUAAGCAUAAGGGCAAACAAUAUCAUGAGCAAUAGUCUUCCAAUUUUGGGUGUACAUUGGUAUUUCUUAUUUUAUUUUUAUUUAUAUAUAUGUAACAGAUAAUCGAGCAGUACCUUCUGUUGUA
Messenger RNA from Striga asiatica, 1339 nucleotides. Lineage: Eukaryota; Viridiplantae; Streptophyta; Magnoliopsida; Lamiales; Orobanchaceae. The record is from the annotation of a GenBank genome assembly.